Arachis ipaensis is the source of this 2496-nucleotide messenger RNA. RefSeq names its product pentatricopeptide (PPR) repeat-containing protein. Gene Ontology annotation, molecular function: rRNA primary transcript binding; mRNA binding; protein binding. The record is from RefSeq and is a predicted model, not a curated record. Gene Ontology annotation, biological process: positive regulation of translation. Lineage: Eukaryota; Viridiplantae; Streptophyta; Magnoliopsida; Fabales; Fabaceae. Gene Ontology annotation, cellular component: chloroplast stroma.
UCUUAAUGGGAUGUCAUAAAAAUAUCUAUCUCCUGUGACCCAAGAAAAAACCCAGAAUUUUUUGGAUUAACCGUUUAGAUAAGGUACUAAGAAAAUAUAACAUCAUUGCAAGAUCCCAAACCCCUCACUCACUUCACUUCUUCAAUGGCUGCGCCACUCUCUUCAAUCACUGAUAUCCUCUUCACAGACACCAAGAGAACAAGAUUCACCACCAACACAAAUACCAAUACCGCCACCACCAACCCUAACCCUAACCCUCUGAAGCCAAAAACACGUAGAAAAAAUUUCCCCAUUCACUGCACCACUUCAAAAUCCAACCCGGAAGCUCCUUCCACAACCACCAAGAAGAACCCUUCUUUGUCUGAACAACUCACUCCUCUCGCCAACAAAACCUUAUCAACCUCCAUUGGAAUCCAACCCAAUGUUCUUUCGAAGCCAAAGUCAACGUGGGUCAACCCCACAAAACCCAAACGCUCCGUGCUCUCGCACCAGAGGCAGAAGCGUGCCCCUUACUCCUACACUCCUCAGCUCAGAGAUUUUCAACUCUUUGCGCAAAAGAUCAAUGAAUGUGGGAAUUCUGAUGAUGAGUUCUCUGAUAUGGUGAAGGAAAUCCCGCACACACUUACUAGAGAAAACGCGCUUUUGGUGCUUAAUAGCUUGAAGCCAUGGCCGAAGACCCACAUGUUCUUGCAUUGGAUGCGGACCCAGAAUUUGAUUCCCAUGGAAACAAUCUUCUACAAUGUCACAAUGAAGUCGUUGAGGUUUGGGAGGCAGUUUCAGCUGAUUGAAGAACUUGCACACCAGAUGUUUCAUGAUGGUAUUGAGUUAGAUAACAUUACUUACUCUACAAUCAUUUCAUGUGCAAAGAAGUGCAAUCUUUUUGAUAAGGCCGUGUACUGGUUUGAGAGAAUGUACAAGACCGGUUUGAUGCCAGAUGAGGUAACUUACUCUGCUAUAUUGGAUGUUUAUGCUAAGUUAGGGAAGGUGCAAGAGGUGAUAAACUUGUAUGAGAGAGGGAGAGCAACUGGGUGGAAGCCGGACCCAAUAACAUUCUCUGUUUUGGGGAAGAUGUUUGGUGAGGCCGGGGACUAUGAUGGCAUUAGGUAUGUUUUGCAAGAGAUGAAGUCUAUUGGGGUUCAGCCAAAUCUGGUUGUGUACAACACCUUGUUGGAGGCAAUGGGGAAGGCCGGGAAGCCGGGUUUUGCUAGGAGCCUUUUUGAGGAAAUGAUUGAGUCGGGGGUAGAACCGAACGAGAAGACGCUAACUGCUGUUAUUAAGAUAUAUGGUAAGGCUAGGUGGUCUAGAGAUGCUUUGGAGUUGUGGGAGAGAAUGAAGGAAAAUGGCUGGCCUAUGGAUUUCAUUCUGUAUAAUACGCUGUUGAACAUGUGCGCGGAUGUUGGGUUGGUGGAGGAGGCUGAGACUCUCUUCGAGGACAUGAAACAGUCCGAGCAUACUAAACCUGAUAGCUAUAGUUACACAGCAAUGCUCAACAUAUAUGGGAGUGAGGGAGAUGUCGAUAGCGCAAUGGAGUUGUUUGAAGAGAUGUCAAGGUUGGGGAUCCAACUCAACGUGAUGGGGUGUACCUGCUUGAUUCAGUGCUUAGGGAAGGCUAUGGAGUUUGAUGAUCUGGUCAGAGUUUUUGAUGUUGCUAUUGAGAGGGGAGUUAAGCCUGAUGAUAGGCUAUGCGGUUCCUUGCUAUCUGUUUUGUCUCUGUCUCAGGGUAGCAAGGACGACGAGGAAAAGGUCCUUUCUUGUUUGCGUAAAGCUAACCCGAAAUUGGUUGCCUUUAUUCAGUUGAUUGUAGAUGAAGAAACUAGAUUCGAGGCUGUCAAGGAAGAGUUCAAGGUGAUAAUGAGCAAUGCUUCGGUUGAAGUUCGAAGACCCUUCUGUAACUGCUUGAUUGACAUAUGUAGAAACAAAGAUCUACAAGAGAGAGCACAUGAGCUACUCUACCUGGGAACCUUGUUUGGAUUAUACCCUGGUUUACACAACAAAACCAAUAGCGAAUGGUGUUUAGAUGUUCGAUCAUUGUCAGUUGGCGCAGCUCUAACUGCACUCGAAGAGUGGAUGUGGACACUCACCAAAAUCGUUCAGCGGGAGGAGGCACUUCCAGAGUUUUUCCUAGCACAAACUGGUACCGGUGUUCAUAAGUUCGCGCAAGGACUGAACAUUUCUUUUGCGUCUCAUUUGAAGAAACUAGCUGCUCCAUUUAAUCCAAGUGAGGAAAAAGCUGGUUGUUUCGUUGCAACUAGAGAGGAUUUGAUCUAUUGGGUUAGGUCAAAGUUUUCAUCAGCAGCUGUUGCAACAUAGACUGUGGAGAGGAUCAAGUGGCAUUCAACUUUCUCUAUCGCUGAUACAUAACAAUGAUACUUUGCAAGUAUACUUUUAUUACUUGAAAUGUGGAGAGUGAAGUUGGAGGGGAUGGCAUGUAACUCCUCUCUGUUUAUUUAAUGAUAAAAACCCUUAAAUGUAGUCUUCUUUUUUCUUUUUUCCCCU